AUGAUCCGUUUUUGGACCCUCUUACAAACCCGCCUUCGCCUUCGGAUCCGCUUGCAUAUCCUACGUCGAACCCCACCUCUAUCGCAUCCACCACCACCACAAUCGCCGCCACCGCCAAAUUCGGUGGAUCGAGCACGCACCGAACUCACAGUGCAUCUCGACGAUAAGCACGCUCUCGACUGCUACGAUGUGCUAUUGCGCGCAUAUCGCGCCUCGCCGCUAUAUGAGCCGGACAGUAAGGAGGAUCCUUACGCUAGGAUCGAGAUUCUCGAAGCAACACUCGCACAUUUGGACACCGCAGUCUGCGGGCGAGCGGAAGAGCUCUCUAUCGCUUGAAGGUGGAACAAAAAUAGGACAACACAGGACACCGCAGACAAUGGCAGCAAGAAGCCAAGGAGCGACCUGGCGAAGAGGCUCAGAGGACUCGGAACUUGUCCCUGGAAACUACGUCCCCACCAGAUAUGGCGCGAUCUCGGGGUGGAAGCGCUGUCAUGCGAGU
Zymoseptoria tritici IPO323 is the source of this 499-nucleotide messenger RNA. RefSeq lists its product as uncharacterized. The transcript has a single exon. The record is from RefSeq and is a predicted model, not a curated record. NCBI's taxonomy places the organism in Eukaryota, Fungi, Ascomycota, Dothideomycetes, Mycosphaerellales, Mycosphaerellaceae. Bases 1 to 336 code for a protein of 111 amino acids.